CCCGGACUUCUGCGAGCGCGGGAAGAGCGGCGGAGCCUGUGCUUCGGCUCGGGCGUGGACGGGGCGGGCGCCGGGGCGGGGCGCGCUCGCUCGCGGGUUUGAAUGGAAGGGUCUCGACCGGCGGAGACAGCGGCAAGCGGGUCCUGAAACCAGAACUCCACAGCCGCCCCGCGCGCCAUGCGGCCGGAGAGGUGUGGUUCCGCUCGCCUGCGCUUCGGCCAUGGAGGUGCUGCGGCGCUCUUCUGUCUUUGCUGCGGAGAUCAUGGACGCCUUUGAUCGCUCGCCCACAGACAAGGAGCUGGUGGCCCAGGCCAAGGCGCUAGGCCGGGAGUACGUGCACGCGCGGCUUUUGCGCGCCGGCCUCUCCUGGAGCGCACCAGAGCGUGCUUCGCCUGCCCCUGGAGGACGCCUAGCGGAGGUGUGCACCGUGCUGCUGCGCUUGGGGGAUGAGCUGGAGCAGAUUCGCCCCAGUGUAUACCGAAAUGUGGCCCGGCAGCUGCACAUCUCUCUUCAAUCUGAGCCCGUGGUGACUGACGCCUUCCUUGCUGUGGCUGGCCACAUCUUCUCGGCAGGCAUCACAUGGGGCAAGGUAGUGUCCCUGUACUCGGUGGCUGCGGGGCUAGCAGUGGACUGUGUUCGGCAGGCUCAGCCUGCCAUGGUUCAUGCCCUGGUCGACUGCCUGGGGGAAUUUGUGCGCAAGACCUUGGCGACCUGGCUUCGGAGGCGUGGCGGAUGGACUGAUGUCCUCAAGUGUGUGGUCAGCACAGACCCUGGCUUCCGCUCCCACUGGCUGGUGGCCACACUCUGCAGUUUUGGCCGCUUCCUGAAGGCUGCGUUUUUCCUGUUGCUGCCAGAGAGAUGAGCUGCCCACCAGGGCAGGGGCCACUCCGAGAGCCCCUGGGCCCAACCCAAGGGGCCCACAGCCUGCAAAGCACCUCCCUCACUCAAAUUGGGAGCAUCCAGUCCCCGGGGCCCUGUCCCAACCCCAUUCCUUUGUGGACCCUGGCCUCCGGGAGGGGUGAGCGGAGAAGGCCGUCGCAGAGUCUGGAGCUGGCUUCAGUGUCUGCUGGAGCUCUUCUCUGGGAAACUCCUACCAGAAAGCCAGGGUCAGUGCCCAGCCCUGGAGAAAGGGACCGGGGAACACUUUCACUUGGUGUCCCAGGCCCGACCCCAGGAAGGGGCCUUCCCAGGACACGAGCUGGCCUCAGUCCUUGUGGGAAGCGGGUCCUGUACAUCUGAUCUGAAGGUGAUUCUGGCUAAUGCAGGAGGAGCCAGGGAUGCUUACUGUCCCUAAAGGCAGAGCAGAAGGCUCCUGUGCUGCUGCUGAGGCUAUGUCUAGAUGAAGAAGGUGUCCCUAACUCACAAGGGGUCCUCUGUGGCAGGGGCCAGGGGUGUAGGGAUCCAGGCUAGUUCACCUGACCAAUGAACAAGAGAUCCUGUGAUGAGGUUGUCUGCACAAGUUGGACCCCAAUAAAGUUCUGCCCAGCGGAGUGUGAGACCCUA
Peromyscus californicus insignis is the source of this 1503-nucleotide messenger RNA. It is a transcript of the gene Bok, whose product is annotated as BCL2 family apoptosis regulator BOK. Gene Ontology annotation, cellular component: mitochondrial outer membrane. Gene Ontology annotation, biological process: regulation of apoptotic process; extrinsic apoptotic signaling pathway in absence of ligand; intrinsic apoptotic signaling pathway in response to DNA damage. NCBI's taxonomy places the organism in Eukaryota, Metazoa, Chordata, Mammalia, Rodentia, Cricetidae. The transcript has 5 exons. Bases 221 to 862 code for a protein of 213 amino acids. The record is from RefSeq and is a predicted model, not a curated record. Gene Ontology annotation, molecular function: protein heterodimerization activity; protein homodimerization activity.